Desarmillaria tabescens is the source of this 951-nucleotide messenger RNA. RefSeq lists its product as uncharacterized. Lineage: Eukaryota; Fungi; Basidiomycota; Agaricomycetes; Agaricales; Physalacriaceae. The record is from RefSeq and is a predicted model, not a curated record. The transcript has a single exon. The coding region runs from base 1 to 951 and encodes 316 amino acids.
AUGUUUCCAAGAAAGGCACUGCACCUCAGCGCAAUUACCUCUACUGUGCUGAAGGCUCGCCGAUUUGCACACAAUGACUUCUACAUGACCCCUGAAGGGCAAAGGAAGCAUAUCAAGUCCCCCGAUUUUUUCUCUCUUCAAUAUCUAUCCCAGGAGGAAAAGAAGAGACUGUCCUCUCCUCCCCCGGACCCCAACGAGCUUAAGGACCUGGUCCUGCAAGGACAGUAUGAAGGCGCUCGACGACUACGAAUCCAUCUGUUGUCACUCCAAGUACCCAUCAAACGCGACAUCGUAUACGCCGACGCUGCCUUCCAUUAUAUCGAAUCCCAGCCCAAAGAUUUUGUACAGGAAUUCGUGACGUGGUUGUCCCUUGUCCCCCCAAAACAUGACGUGCCAAAUUGGCGGAGCCCUUUCUCUAGAAUACAACGAUUUAUAUUCAGCACUGGAGUCCCGGACGUCAGUUUCCCAAUCGUGACCCAAUUCAGUGUGGUCGCUGCAUCAAUGGGGUAUCUCAAGGACAUCUGGCCUCGUCUCGGCCAGACACUCGCUCUACUUGCUGACCCAGCCUCGGGUCUGAGCUAUCUCAUGGACUUAGAACAGGCGGUGGUCAAGUAUGAGAAAGUACUGCACCCAGAGCGUGUGCUACAGAUAGAGCAAUAUUACCGCGCUAUGAUGAUCAAUGCUUGCUGCCAUAUGGGAUGGUUACAACAAGCCGUCAACCUUUUACACCGCAGUGACGAGAUACGGCUACCUCAGGACACGUAUCAGUUGAUUUUGCAUAAGCUCAGGGAGGACGGGGACGAGGAUGGUGUCGAGAUUACAAAGAAGAUCAUAGUCGCGCAUGAAGCGAGUGUGGCGUGGCAGAGGCGGUCUACCCUGCUCAUGCCGUCUCGCUAUCAUCGUUACUACGGAGCUCAGGCAAUCCAAAACCGAUCCGGUGCCGAGCCCUGA